Molecule: messenger RNA, 936 nt
Organism: Pneumocystis jirovecii RU7
Lineage: Eukaryota; Fungi; Ascomycota; Pneumocystomycetes; Pneumocystales; Pneumocystaceae
Exons: 2
Coding region: 1-936 (311 amino acids)
Biological process (GO): endoplasmic reticulum inheritance; mRNA transport
Source: RefSeq, a predicted model, not a curated record
AUGGCAGGAGAAGAUGGACUAUGGCGGAGCCAGCUGCAUUCUUUGCGUCAUGAAAUAGCAGGGACAAAUGCAGAGCUGCAGCGGCUGGAAACACUGACAAAAAGUGUUAGAGAAGAGCCAUUGCUGGAGGAGGAAGCAGGGUAUGAAAAAUCAACGCCUCGGCAGCAAAUAUGGACGGGUACAUCGCGGGUAAUUGAGAGCCUGCAAAAGGAGAUUGAUCUGCUGAAAGUGUCACGGAAUGCAGCAAUUACAUCGUGUGAGUCAGAAAGAAAGGCAAGGGAGGCGCUUUUGAAGAGGUAUAUGGCGAUUAAGGAGAUUGUUGAGCGUCUGCAAGUGGAAAAUGAGAACUUUAGCAGUAUUCUGGCACGGAAGGAGCGUACAUUUAAAGAGGGGAUAGAGAAGCGUAAGGAGCUUGAGCUGAGGGUUGAGAAGCUGGAAAAGAGGAAUUCAGAGCUGGAAGAUGAGUGUAAUGGGGAUCGUAAGCGGAUUAGAGAGAUGAAUGAUGAGAUUAUUUGCAAAGUAUCACAGCUUUACAAAGCAGAGAAGGAAUAUGACACGUUGGGGAAGGAGAUAUUGUCAUUGGAAAAAAAAUACAGAGUGGAACUGGAAUGUUUAUCGAGUCAAGUAAGUUUUUUGCAGAAGCUGAGAGAAGAAGAUGGGAAGCAUAUUCAGCGGUUUGAGGAAGAAAUCAAGCAAUUGUCGUUGGAAAAUGUUGCAGAGAGGGAAAUGAUUCAGAAAAUACAAAAGCAGUUUGAAGAGUCUCAGGAACAAUAUGCUAAUAAUUUCCAGGAAAUACUAGAUGCGCUUAGGAAACGCGUUGAAUCUUCUGAAAAAGAAAAUGAGAAAAAUAUUGAGCAAGCAAAUGAAGUUUUAAAGGAAUUGAACAAUUUGAAUAAUAAAAUGCGCCUUGUAAACAUUGGUGGAUUAAAUAGAUAA